Ceratosolen solmsi marchali is the source of this 664-nucleotide messenger RNA. RefSeq names its product signal recognition particle 19 (gene Srp19). Gene Ontology annotation, molecular function: 7S RNA binding. The transcript is spliced from 2 exons. Lineage: Eukaryota; Metazoa; Arthropoda; Insecta; Hymenoptera; Agaonidae. The record is from RefSeq and is a predicted model, not a curated record. Gene Ontology annotation, cellular component: signal recognition particle, endoplasmic reticulum targeting. Gene Ontology annotation, biological process: SRP-dependent cotranslational protein targeting to membrane; SRP-dependent cotranslational protein targeting to membrane, signal sequence recognition. The coding region runs from base 79 to 525 and encodes 148 amino acids.
AUCGUGGCCUUGAUGACAACGAGCUUUUUCUAAAUUUGAAAUUGUGUAACGUUGCUUUUGUAGUAACUGAAAGUAAACAUGGCAAAUAACACUUGGGAUCUAUCGAAGAAACACAGUGACAGAGAGAGGUGGAUUUGCAUCUAUCCAGUUUACGUCAAUAGUAAAAGGACUUUAGCAGAAGGACGUAAAUUGUCAAAGGAAAGAUGCGUAGAAAAUCCUACACAUCAAGAGAUUCGAGAUGUACUUCUUAGCAUAGGAUUGAAAGUUGGUGUUGAAAAUAAGCUUUAUCCCAGAGAACCCAGUAAAGAACUAUUGUAUCGUGGGCGAAUCCGUGUUCAAUUAAAAAAUGAUGAUGGUACUCCAUAUAACUCAGAUUAUCCAACAAGAGAUUCUUUGUUAAAUUUUAUAGGAGUUAGUAUUCCUAAGUUAAAGACACGUCAAGGCAAACAAUCGUCUGGAGAGCAAUCCGCACAAAAUUCAUCAGCAAAUUUACCAAAAAAAGGAAAGGGCAAGGGUCGAAGAUGAAAUUUUGAAGAGCUAUUUGAUGCAAAUUUUGGAAAAUUUAUUAUGAGAUUUAAAUGGCUUCAUAUUGUUUAAUAAUAUUAAUUACUCCUUUAAUUAUACAAUUUUUCUCAACAUAUUAAAGAAUUCUAUUAUCAAACUA